AUGGGGCCGGGGCCCCGGGGCCGCCGCCGCCUUCGCCUGAUGUCGCCGCCGCCACCCCUGCCGUCCGUGCGGACGCUGCCCUUAUUGCUACUGCUAGCGGGGCCGGGGGCUGCAGCGCCCCCUUGCCUGGAUGGAAGCCCGUGUGCGAAUGGAGGUCGCUGCACCCAGCUGCCCUCCCGGGAGGCUGCCUGCCUGUGCCCACCAGGCUGGGUGGGUGAACGGUGUCAGCUGGAAGACCCCUGCCAUUCCGGCCCCUGUGCUGGCCAUGGUGUCUGCCAGAGCUCGGUGGUGUCAGGCACCGCCCGGUUCUCCUGCCGCUGCCCCCGUGGCUUCCGAGGCCCAGACUGCUCCCUGCCAGACCCCUGCCUCAGCAGCCCCUGUGCCCAUGGUGCCCGCUGCUCGGUGGGGUCCGAUGGCCGCUACGUCUGCUCCUGCCCACCUGGCUACCAGGGCCGCAGCUGCCGAAGCGACGUGGAUGAGUGCCGGAUGGGCGGACCCUGCCGCCAUGGUGGCACCUGUCUCAACACACCUGGCUCCUUCCGCUGCCAGUGCCCAGCUGGCUACACAGGGCCACUGUGUGAGAGCCCCUUGGUGGCCUGUGCCCCCUCGCCGUGCCGUAACGGGGGCACCUGUAGACAGAGUGGCGACCUCACCUACGACUGUGCCUGCCUUCCUGGGUUCGAGGGCCAGAACUGUGAAGUGAACGUGGACGACUGUCCAGGGCACCGAUGUCUAAAUGGGGGGACGUGUGUGGACGGUGUCAACACCUACAACUGCCAGUGCCCUCCUGAGUGGACAGGCCAGUUCUGUACGGAGGACGUGGACGAGUGUCAACUCCAGCCCAACGCUUGCCACAAUGGGGGCACUUGCUUCAACACACUGGGUGGCCACAGCUGUGUGUGUGUCAAUGGCUGGACAGGCGAGAGCUGCAGUCAGAAUAUUGAUGACUGUGCCACGGCCGUGUGCUUCCAUGGGGCCACCUGCCAUGACCGUGUGGCCUCCUUCUACUGUGCCUGCCCCAUGGGCAAAACUGGACUUCUGUGUCAUCUGGAUGACGCCUGCGUCAGCAACCCCUGUCACGAGGAUGCUAUCUGCGACACGAACCCGGUGAACGGCAGGGCCAUCUGCACCUGUCCACCUGGCUUCACAGGCGGGGCUUGUGACCAGGAUGUGGAUGAGUGUUCCAUCGGUGCCAACCCUUGUGAGCACCUGGGCCGGUGCGUGAACACACAGGGCUCAUUCCUGUGCCAGUGCGGCCGUGGCUACACUGGUCCGCGUUGCGAGACCGAUGUCAAUGAGUGCCUCUCCGGCCCCUGCCGCAACCAGGCCACGUGCCUCGACCGUAUAGGCCAGUUUACCUGCAUCUGCAUGGCAGGCUUCACAGGCACUUAUUGCGAGGUGGACAUGGACGAGUGUCAGAGCAGCCCGUGUGUCAACGGCGGGGUCUGCAAAGACAGAGUCAAUGGCUUCAGCUGCACCUGCCCCUCGGGCUUCAGCGGGGCUAUGUGUCAGCUGGACGUGGAUGAAUGCGCCAGCACACCCUGCCGGAAUGGAGCCAAGUGCGUGGACCAGCCGGAUGGCUAUGAGUGCCGCUGCGCAGAGGGCUUCGAGGGCACGGUGUGUGAGCACAACGUGGAUGACUGCUCGCCAGACCCAUGCCACCAUGGGCGCUGUGUGGAUGGCAUCGCCAGUUUCUCGUGCGCCUGUGCCCCGGGCUACACCGGCACGCGCUGUGAAAGCCAGGUGGACGAGUGCCGAAGCCAGCCCUGCCGCCACGGUGGCAAAUGCCUAGACCUGGUGGACAAAUACCUCUGCCGCUGCCCUCCCGGCACCACAGGUGUGAACUGUGAGGUGAACAUUGAUGAUUGUGCUAGCAACCCCUGCACCUUUGGAAUCUGCCGGGACAGCAUCAACCGCUAUGACUGUGUCUGCCAGCCUGGCUUCACAGGGCCUCUCUGCAACGUGGAGAUCAACGAGUGUGCGUCCAGCCCAUGCGGUGAGGGGGGCUCCUGCGUGGAUGGUGAAAAUGGCUUCCAAUGCCUCUGCCCACCUGGCUCCCUGCCCCCGCUCUGUCUUCCCCCAAGCCAUCCCUGCGCCCAAGAACCCUGCAGUCAUGGCGUCUGCCACGACGCGCCUGGAGGGUUCCGCUGCGUGUGUGAGCUUGGCUGGAGUGGCCCUCAGUGCAGUCAGAGCCUCGCUCGAGAUGCCUGUGAAUCCCAUCCCUGCUGGGCAGGCGGCACCUGCACCAGUGAUGGAACGGGCUUCCGCUGUACCUGUCCCCCUGGUGUCCAGGGCCGUCAGUGUGAGCUGCUGUCCCCCUGCGCCCCAAAUCCCUGUGAACAUGGGGGCUCCUGUGAGUCUGCCCCUGGCCAGCCGGCUGUCUGCUCCUGCCCCCCUGGUUGGCAAGGCUCACGAUGUCAGCAGGACGUGGAUGAAUGUGCUGGCCCCUCACCCUGUGGUCCCCAUGGUACCUGCGCCAACCUGGCAGGGAGUUUCAGCUGUACCUGCCACGAGGGCUAUAGUGGCCCUUCUUGUGAUCAGGACAUCGAUGACUGUGACCCCAACCCCUGCCUGAAUGGUGGCUCAUGUCAGGAUGGAGUGGGCUCCUUUUCCUGCUCCUGCCUACCUGGCUUUGCUGGCCCCCGCUGCGCCCGAGAUGUGGAUGAGUGUCUGAGCAGCCCCUGCGGCCCAGGCACCUGCACAGACCACGUGGCCUCCUUCACCUGCACUUGCCCGCUGGGUUAUGGAGGCUUCCUCUGCGAGCAGGACCUACCUGACUGCAGCCCCAGCUCCUGCUUCAAUGGUGGGACCUGCGUGGAUGGUGUGAACUCGUUCAGCUGCCUGUGCCGCCUGGGUUACACUGGCGCACACUGCCAACACGAGGCCGACCCUUGCCUCUCGCGACCCUGCUUGCACGGGGGCGUCUGCACUGCCACCCACCCCGGCUUCCGCUGUGCCUGCCCUGAAGGCUUCACCGGCACGCAGUGCCAGACGCUGGUAGACUGGUGCAGCCGCACACCUUGUCAGAAUGGGGGCCACUGUGCCCGGACCGGGGCCUCUUUCUACUGCCUUUGCCCCUCGGGAUGGAGCGGCCGCCUCUGUGACAUCCAGAGUCUACCCUGCAGAGAGGCCGCAGCCCAGAAAGGGGUGCCUAUGGAGCAGCUGUGUCAGGCUGGUGGGCAGUGCGUGGACAAGGACAGCUCCCACUACUGCGUGUGCCCAGAGGGCCACACAGGCAGUCACUGUGAGCGGGAGGUGGACCCCUGCUUGGCCCAGCCCUGCCAGCAUGGGGGCACCUGCCGAGGCUACAUGGGAGGUUAUGUGUGCGAGUGUCCAGCUGGCUACACUAGUGACAACUGUGAGGAUGACAUGGACGAGUGUGCCUCCCAGCCCUGCCAGCAUGGGGGCGUCUGCAUUGACCUUGUGGCCCGCUAUCUCUGCUCGUGUCCUCCGGGAACUCUGGGCGUGCUCUGUGAGAUUAAUGAGGAUGACUGUGGCCCAGGCCCACCCCUGGACCCGGGCCCCCGGUGCCUGCACAAUGGUACCUGUGUGGACCUGGUGGGUGGCUUCCGCUGCACCUGCCCCCCGGGAUACACCGGCCUGCGCUGUGAGGCAGACAUCAAUGAGUGUCGUCCAGGUGCCUGCCAUGCGGCACAUACCCGGGACUGCUUGCAGGACCCAGGUGGGGGCUUCCACUGCCUUUGUCAUGCCGGCUUCACAGGUCCCCACUGUCAGAUUGUCUUGUCUCCCUGUGAGUCGCAGCCAUGCCAGCAUGGAGGCCAGUGCCAUCCCAGCCCUGGCGCUGGGGGAGCUCUGACUUUCUCUUGCCACUGUGUCCCGCCGUUCUCCGGCCCGCGCUGCGAGCGGGUGGCACGUUCCUGCUGGGAGUUGCAGUGCCCCGUGGGCGUCCCGUGCCAGCAGACGGUCCGUGGACCGCGCUGCGCCUGUCCCCCGGGGCUGUCGGGUCCCGCCUGCCGGGGUUCCCGGGGGUCGGCACUGGGAGCCGCCAAUGCCAGCUGCGUGACCUCCCCCUGCCUCCACGGGGGCUCCUGCCGCCCGGAGACGCUGGCGCCCUUCUUCCGCUGCGCGUGCGCGUCAGGCUGGGCUGGGCCGCGCUGUGAGAUACCUGCAGCGGUGCCCGAGGCCCCCGAGGAGCCGUCUUGCCCGAGAGCCGCCUGCGAGGCCAAAAGCGGCGACAAGCGCUGUGACCGAGAGUGCAACAGCCCAGGCUGCGGCUGGGAUGGCGGCGACUGCUCGCUGAGCGUGGGCGACCCCUGGCGGCAGUGUGCGGCGUUGCAGUGCUGGCUCCUCUUCAACAACAGCCGCUGCGACCCCGCCUGCAGCUCGCCGGCCUGCCUCUAUGACAACUUCGACUGCCGCGCAGGCGGCCGGGAGCGCACCUGCAACCCGGUGUAUGAGAAGUAUUGCGCGGACCACUUUGCCGACGGCCGCUGCGACCAGGGCUGCAACACAGAGGAGUGCGGUUGGGAUGGACUGGACUGUGCGGGUGAGGUGCCAGCUCUGCUGGCCCGAGGUGUCCUGGUGCUCACUGUGCUGCUGCCGCCGGAGGAGCUGCUGCGCUCCAGUGCCGACUUCCUGCAGCGGCUCAGUGGCAUCCUGCGCACCUCUCUGCGCUUCCGUCUGGAUGAGAACGGCCAGGCUAUGGUCUUCCCUUACCACCGGCCUGGUCCUGGCUCCGAAUCCCGGAAUCGGCGGGAGCUGGCCCCUGAGGUGAUCGGCUCUGUGGUGAUGCUGGAGAUUGACAACCGUCUGUGCCUGCAGUCGCCUGAGAAUGACCACUGUUUUCCCGACGCCCAGAGUGCGGCAGACUAUCUGGGAGCGUUGUCAGCGGUGGAGCGCCUUGACUUCCCGUAUCCACUGCGGGCGGCACGGGGGGAACCGCUGGAGCUGCCAGAGCCAAGCGUGCCGCUACUGCCCCUGCUGGCUGCGAGCGCCGUCUUUCUGCUGGUCAUUCUCAUCCUGGGCGUCAUGGUGGCCCGCCGCAAGCGUGAGCACAGCACCCUCUGGUUCCCCGAGGGCUUCGCGCUGCACAAGGAUGCUGCAGCUGGCCACAAGGGCCGGCGGGAACCCGUGGGCCAAGACGCUCUGGGCAUGAAGAACAUGGCCAAGGGUGAGAGUCUGAUGGGGGAGGUGGCCACAGACUGGAUGGACACAGAGUGCCCGGAGGCCAAGCGACUGAAGGUAGAGGAGCCUGGUGUGGGAGCUGAGGAUGCUGUGGAUUGCCGCCAGUGGACUCAACACCACCUGGUUGCUGCCGACAUCCGUGUGGCACCAGCCAUGGCAUUGACGCCACCACAGGGUGAUGCAGAUGCUGAUGGCAUGGAUGUCAACGUGCGUGGUCCAGAUGGCUUCACCCCGCUAAUGCUGGCCUCCUUCUGUGGGGGGGCACUGGAAGCAAUCCCAGCUGAGGAGGACGAGGCAGAAGACACGUCAGCCAGCAUCAUCUCAGACCUUAUCUGCCAGGGGGCACAGCUUGGGGCUCGGACUGACCGCACGGGUGAGACGGCCCUGCACCUGGCUGCCCGCUAUGCCCGGGCUGAUGCGGCCAAGCGGCUGCUGGAUGCUGGGGCAGACACCAAUGCCCAGGACCACUCAGGCCGCACCCCCCUGCACACAGCCGUCACUGCUGAUGCCCAGGGCGUUUUCCAGAUUCUCAUCCGGAACCGCUCCACAGACCUGGAUGCCCGCAUGGCAGAUGGCUCCACAGCGCUGAUCCUGGCGGCCCGCCUGGCAGUGGAGGGCAUGGUGGAAGAGCUCAUCGCCAGCCAUGCCGAUGUCAAUGCUGUGGAUGAACUCGGAAAAUCAGCCUUACACUGGGCUGCAGCUGUCAACAACGUGGAGGCCACCUUGGCCCUGCUCAAAAAUGGAGCUAACAAAGACAUGCAAGAUAGCAAGGAGGAGACUCCGCUGUUCCUGGCUGCCAGGGAGGGCAGCUUUGAGGCUGCCAAGCUGCUGCUGGACCACUUUGCCAACCGUGAGAUCACAGACCACCUGGACAGGCUGCCGCGGGAUGUGGCCCAGGAGCGGCUGCACCAGGACAUCGUGCGCUUGCUAGACCAGCCCAGUGGGCCCCGUAGCCCCCCUGGCCCCCACGGCCUGGGGCCCUUGCUCUGCCCGCCCGGGGCCUUCCUCCCAGGCCUCAAGGUGGCACAGUCCGGGGGCAAGAAGAGCCGGAGGCCUCCUGGGAAGGCGGGGCUGGGGCCUCAGGGCGCCCGGGGGCGGGGCAAGAAGCUGACCCUGGCCUGCCCGGGGCCCUUGGCGGAGAGCUCGGUCACGCUCUCGCCGGUGGACUCGCUGGACUCCCCACGGCCCUUUGGUGGCCCCCCCGCGUCCCCUGGCGGCUUCCCCCUCGAGGGCCCCUACGCGGCUGCCACGGCCACAGCCGUGUCUCUGGCACAGCUUGGUGGCGCAGGCCGGGCAGGUCUCGGGCUGACCCCCGGGAACGCCGUGUCCCCCCAGGAGCGGCCCCCACCGUACCUGGCAGCCCCAGGACAUGGCGAUGAGUUCCCCGCGGCCGGGGCCCACAGCAGCCCCCCAAAGGCCCGCUUCCUGCGGGUCCCCAGCGAGCACCCUUACCUGACCCCAUCCCCAGAGUCCCCCGAGCACUGGGCCAGCCCCUCACCUCCCUCACUCUCGGACUGGUCCGACUCCACGCCCAGCCCGGCCACUGCCACCGGGGCCACGGCCGCUGGGGCACUGUCUGCCCAGCCGCUCCCCAUGUCGGUCCCUGGCCCUCUUGCUCAGUCCCAGACCCAGCUAGGGUCCCAGCCUGAAGUCACCCCCAAGAGGCAAGUGUUGGCCUGA
Messenger RNA from Lipotes vexillifer (Yangtze River dolphin), 6825 nucleotides. RefSeq names its product notch receptor 3 (gene NOTCH3). Gene Ontology annotation, biological process: Notch signaling pathway; cell differentiation; regulation of developmental process. The transcript is spliced from 34 exons. Bases 1 to 6825 code for a protein of 2274 amino acids. The record is from RefSeq and is a predicted model, not a curated record. Lineage: Eukaryota; Metazoa; Chordata; Mammalia; Artiodactyla; Lipotidae. Gene Ontology annotation, molecular function: signaling receptor activity; calcium ion binding; protein binding. Gene Ontology annotation, cellular component: membrane.